AAAUGUGUUUGCCAUCACUAGUACAUGUAAAAACAACGCAGCUGAAAAUAUUUAUCAAAAUAGCGAAAUCCUCAAUUUGUAUACCAUUAAUAGCUAAUAAGACAAAACAGAAAGAUGGGCAAGGGCUUCAACAACUACAUGUGUAAGAAAUUCUUCCACCCCGCCUCCAGGGACAAUCUCAAGAGGGUGUGGAUGGCGGAGCAGCAGGCGGAGGCGUACAAGAAGAAGCAGGAGGAGCUGCGCAACCAGUACGAGAAGGAGCAGAAUCUGCACGAGAACAAGGCGAUGCUCAGCAAGGACAGCAAGGACAAGUUGAGCGUGAAUUUCAUGUACGAACCUCCGCCGGGAGUGCGAAAGGAGCGCGAAAAGGACGACAACGAGCCGGAGUACAAGUUUGAGUGGCAGAGAAAGUACAACGCUCCCAGGGAGUCGUACUGCAAGGGCGACACUGAGAUCCGGGACCAGCCUUUUGGCAUCCAAGUGCGCAACGUGCGCUGCCUCAAAUGCCACAAAUGGGGCCACAUCAACACGGACAAAGAGUGCACCAUGUACAGCAUUUCGAUGAGCGAGGCUCGCAAACUGCAUGCGGAAACCGAGGCCAGCGACAUCAUGGCCAAGAACGUGCUGGAAGAGCAGAUGAAGGAGGACGGCCUCAUGAUGAAGCGAUCGGCGCUGGAGCUUCAGAGUAUCAAGACCAUCCAGCAGCAGCACCAGCUGGUGCCGAGCGACGGCGAAGAGGAGGCCAACGCCGAUCAGCAAAACCCAGAGCUCGUAUUCCUCAAAUCGCUGUCCAAGAAACAAAAGCUAAAGCUGCUCAAGAAACUAGAGAAGAUUGAACGAAUGAAGCGCAAGGGCGAGAGUAUCAAAAAACCAUCCAAGAAGAAAUCGAAAAGGCAAAAAGAGGAUAAGGACAGCAAGAAAAAAAAAUCUAAGAAAGAAAAAUCAGGCAGAAAAGGAAGGAAAUCUUCAGUUAGCGGCAGUUCAGACUCCUUAUCUUCCUCGAGUAGCAGCGAUUCCGAGGACAACCACAAAAGUAAUCAUAAGGAAGACAAAAGAAGUGGUCAUCAAAGGUCUAAGGACUCGGAGCACACCCACCAACGACGAAGAGAUGAAAGUAGGCAUCGCAGGGUUAGAUCCCGCUCCAGAAAUCGGUCGCGGUCCGCCAGUAAAGACAGAAGGCGGGAAAGCGAGCGCAAGGAGUACUCCAGGCGAUAGUAUUAUCUUUGUAAUACCACACCAAUAAAUUUUAACAUUUUAUAUCAUACAAUUA
Molecule: messenger RNA, 1270 nt
Organism: Drosophila subpulchrella
Lineage: Eukaryota; Metazoa; Arthropoda; Insecta; Diptera; Drosophilidae
Product: corepressor interacting with RBPJ 1
Exons: 2
Coding region: 115-1215 (366 amino acids)
Biological process (GO): negative regulation of DNA-templated transcription
Cellular component (GO): nucleus
Molecular function (GO): transcription corepressor activity
Source: RefSeq, a predicted model, not a curated record